This is a messenger RNA of Nematocida major, 474 nucleotides long. RefSeq lists its product as uncharacterized. The record is from RefSeq and is a predicted model, not a curated record. NCBI's taxonomy places the organism in Eukaryota, Fungi, Microsporidia. Bases 1 to 474 code for a protein of 157 amino acids. The transcript has a single exon.
AUGAACUCCGGGUUCUCGAUAGACGAGGCUAUUGCGAAGGGCGAGAUAAAAGCCCGCGCCAAGAAGAUGAAGAUAAAGGAAAAGAAGAGGGCAGACAGAGAGAGCAAAGUCUCUGCAGAAGUAGGCGCUCCAGAGGCAGAUACUCUCGGAAAACGGGAGAAAAAGGCAAAGUUAAGCAGAGUCCAGAGAACAGCUCUACUCGACGGAGCUGCUUCCACCACCCGGGAGAGCAUGCCCCAGAUAGAGGAGAAGGAGCUGAAGGAAGUCCUGAAGAUUGUGGUUAAGAUCCUGAAUACGAUUCCCCUGGGGCAAGAGCCAAUGCCAAAGUUCGAGGAAGACGCAAACCCCCACAGAAAAGCGAAGGGGGAGAGUCACAUGCGGAGAAGAGACAGAGUAUUCCCCGGAAAGAAAGGCCCUGGAUCUGCACAUAAGCCCCACGGGAGAUCCCCCAGAGAGAAGUCCCCGCGUGAAUAA